UCCGACCCGGAUCAGAAUAGGCCAGGACCGCAGGACUGGCUGGAAGAAGUGAACGUUCAAACCGUUGAAGAGUCCUGUGCAGUUCGCAAAACUGUCUCGUCAAUUUGUAAAUCUCAAAGAGAACUUCCAUUGUUUUAGAUGGCGUCGCGCGCGCGAUAAUGAUACAAUGGAUUCUGCAGUUCUGUCUCUGCUUCUCUUCGUCUUCCUAAUUUCUUCUUCUUCAGGUAAACCUAAUGGAGUGUGCAUUUCCCCUGGUGGCCGCUUUCCUCCAUUCUCAUCUGAAGGGAAACCUCCUAGAAAAGUAAAUAGAGGUCCCAAAGAUUUGACUCUUUGCAGGGUGUUCCGAAGAAACACGUGCUGUGAUGUAUCCCAGACGCAUCCAGCUCUGGUAACCAUAAGAAGGUUGGCUUCCGCAGGGGAAGCCAGCCAAGAGUGCUUACAAUUAUGGGAACUUUUGGAAUGCUCCAUCUGUGAUCCACAUGUUGGUGUUCAGCCUGGACCUCCUCUUGUGUGUGCUUCUUUUUGUGAUAGGGUCUUCCAGGCUUGCUCAAAUGCUUACUUCUCUAUGGAUCCAAUGACCCAAGUUCUGUCCCCGUGCGGAUUAAGUGACUUUGUUUGUGGUAGAGCUUCUGAGUGGGCCUCUAACAGUACGGAGCUCUGCCAACUUGCAGGUUUUGCUGUUAAAUUGUCUGAGGAAGGGUACCAGGGUGCUGAAGAACCAUCCUGCUAUGGUGGGAAAGCCAGUUUAGAUUCCAUUGCAGAUUCAUUGAAGUCUUCGCAAUCUGGGGUAUAUCACAAAGCUGAGAAUGCAGGUGUUUUUGAAGAUUUUCAGCAGUGGGUGAGGGAAAUGCCAUUUAGUGAAAGGGUAUCAUGGGCAGUUGGAGGGAUGGUGCUCACAGCAGGACUUUUGUUUGUGAGCAAAAGGAAAAGCCACAUCAAACGCCAAAAGCAAGAAGCCAUUCUGCGCACUGCGAAGAAACUUGAAGCUAAGAUGAGCCAGCAGUCUCCGACUAGUCGAGGGAAGAGGAAGUGAAGCAGAUGCUAAAUAUCUUUUUUGUGUCUUAGUGUUUUCUAACUCAUUUUCCUUUUUAUAUUUAUUGGUUAAUUGUAGAAUCUUUCAUUAUUUGCUAGGUGGUUGUUUGUUUACAGUGUCUUAGCUUAAUUUUUCAGUGUUGGCUCAGGAAGAUGUCUGUGACACAAAUUACGUCGUAAGGCAACGUUCUUAUACACAUUUAUGUUCCCUUUCAACUAUGUGAUUUAUGACAAGUAUGGAGUUGUUUUUUAUCAAAAAAAAAAAUUGAAUCAGAUUUUCUCA
Molecule: messenger RNA, 1315 nt
Organism: Macadamia integrifolia
Lineage: Eukaryota; Viridiplantae; Streptophyta; Magnoliopsida; Proteales; Proteaceae
Exons: 4
Coding region: 167-1033 (288 amino acids)
Source: RefSeq, a predicted model, not a curated record